AUGGCGCGCUAUACGUCGGUUCUACGUGCCCUGGCCCUUCUUCUAGCGGCUUGUCUCUGCCUGUGCACCCCUCUCGACUAUAAACGUGCAGCAUGCCAGUAUCCCACGAGCGAUCCCCUCGAGGACUGUCCUGCCGGGACGAUCCUUGUAGGCCCCUCAACGAACUACACAACUAUCCAGGCCGCGGUUCAUAGUCUUCCCAACGAUACGUCGCCGUACAUCAUUCUGGUCACGUCGGGCAACUACACGGAGCAGGUCAAUGUUACUCGACUCGGCCCUGUGACGUUACUCGGACAGACGACCGCUCCCAAUGAUCGCACGCAGAACACCGUACACGUUUACUGGGCAGAAGUUGCCGGGCCCAAUAACAACGCGCGCACGAGCACGCUGACCGCUGCGCCUGCGGGUGCGCCGUACGGUAGUACGGAUUUCCGCGUGUACAACAUGGACUUCAUCAACGACUACGCGCCAUACUCGGACACACCCAGUCUUGCGCUUGACGUGAGCUAUGCAAACGCGAGCUUUUAUUAUACCGGGUUUUACAGCUACCAAGAUACGAUAUAUGUCGGGACUCUCGGAAACGCGUACUUCUACGACAGCGAGAUCGCCGGGCAGACCGACUUCUUCUACGGCUACGGCACGGCGUGGGUUCAGUCUUCGCUGGUCACGAUGCGCUCCUGUGGGGGCGGCAUCACCGCCUGGAAGGGCACGAACACGACCUUCGACAACAAGUACGGCGUGUACAUUCAUGACUCCGCCAUCAUGAAGGAGAACAACAGCCUGAGUAUCGCGGGCGAGUGUGCGCUCGGGAGGCCGUGGAACGCACAGAUGCGCGCGAUCUUCGCGCACUGCUACCUCGACGACAGCAUCCGGCCCGCAGGCUACAUUGAAUGGCAGCCCACAGACCCGCGGAUCGAUUAUAACACCACCAUGGCGGAGUACGAGGACUUCGGGCCGGGGUUCAACUUGACGGGACGCACUGAGGGGAACGUGACGCUACUCAUGACGGAGGAGGAGUACGAGCCGUAUUCGAAUGUGGAGAAGGUCUUCCAGUAUCCGCCUAGUGGGGACUUUGGGAAUGUGGGCUGGAUUGACUCUGAGCCUUGGAGUUUCCGAUAA
This is a messenger RNA of Rhodofomes roseus, 1119 nucleotides long. RefSeq names its product pectin methylesterase. Gene Ontology annotation, molecular function: pectinesterase activity. The transcript has 3 exons. Bases 1 to 1119 code for a protein of 372 amino acids. The record is from RefSeq and is a predicted model, not a curated record. NCBI's taxonomy places the organism in Eukaryota, Fungi, Basidiomycota, Agaricomycetes, Polyporales, Fomitopsidaceae. Gene Ontology annotation, biological process: cell wall modification.